AUGGGGCAAGCCAGUGAACAAUCACCUCUUGUCACUGCACUUCUUACAGAUGAACGACAAGCUUCAAAAAAUGUCAUGAAACAAAUUCUGGGUCGUCUUCAGUGCAAUGAUUUAUAUUCUCCUAUAUGCAUGCUAAUGAAUGAGAGGAGGAAAGGUCCGGCCAGGAAGCAUUACCACAGUAUUUACAGGGAAAUUCUUUUCCUUUCCUUUGUUGCAAUAGGUAGAGAAAACAUUGAUAACUUGUCUUUUGACUCGGAGUACAGAAAAGCAUUUGCGAAACUUUCGAACAAACAGUUAUCUCAAUUGCACACGAAUGAUCGGCCUCCUGCAGAAGGGGCGGUCUUCUGUCGUAGGUAUUUCCGCGACUUAGAAUUGAGAAUAUGAUGUAAAAAUAAAUACCUUUUGUGUUCUGUUAUACACUUGUGCAUAAUAUUUUGUUUUAAAAGACUGAAAAUUUUACAACUGAGCAUUCUCAAAAUACUGACUGUUAUUGUAAAUGUUUUGUUUACUAAGAAUGUAUGUUAUUUUUUUCCCCUUCCAAAUUAAGAACUAUUUUUUGCCUUCACGUUUUCAAAGUAUAUUUUUCAUGUUUGUAAUUAAAUAAGUUAUAAAAGUUGUUUAUGUUAAUACUUUUGAUAAGCAAUGCAAAAAUGAAUACUCUGUUUUUUAUUGUUUAAAAAAUGUGAGUUAAAUUAUAAAUAAUUCUAUCUAAGUAAUUUAUGAAUGAAUAAAACAUUUUUUCUCUCAUGAAUUUUAAGCAUUUUUUAAAACGAUAAUCCUCUAGAGACCCCUAGAAUGAUUGUAUGUAUAUUAUUUGUGUCAGAUAAGUUCAUGGUUUUCUAAACUAAUUUGUGUGUAACAUUUUUCAUUAUGUAUUUUUAUUAUUAUUAUUAUUUAUUUAUUUAAGUACAGAAGUUUUCAAAAUUAUUUGUUGAGUAACUUUUUUUAAUGAAUUGUAAUCAGAAGUAUCUGCGGUAGAAAUUGGACAUAAUUGGAAAAUUUUAGACAAGAAUUAUGAAAACUGUACAAGAAGUUCAGUAUUCUUAAAGUUGUUGGUUGAAUAGUCAAAUAAUUUUAUUAAUUGUUUAAAAAUGUUUUCCUUUCAUUAAUUUGUCAGCUUUCAUUUGGAUAAUUUGUUUUGUGUAGAUGCUUUUAUUUUUGGUACUCAUUCCCCCUUUCCAGAAUGGAAAAAAAUCCAAAUAAUAAUAAUAAUAAAUGAAAAUUCAUUUGUUAUUUCUGUAAAAAUGAUGAAGCAUUUUAUUUUGAUCCUUGUAACCAUAUAUUCCUUACUAUUUUUAAUAGUUUUGUAAAAUGCCACAUAAGGGAAAAUGUGAUUUUUCUCAAAGUUAUGAAUUUUUUUAUUAUAUUUAAUUAAAAAUGUCUGCUAUUAAAACCUUUUAGAUUUUUUAACACAUUUUGCUUAUAUCUUUCAUUAAAAUAUUUAACUGAGCAUUUAUAUGUAUGCUGUAGACCACAUAUUCAAAGAAACACUUUCAAUGGUUAUUCCAAAUGCCAGAAUUUAAUUGAAUCUGAAAUACUUUGCCAAAUAAAUCAGUUUUAAGGUAUUUUCUGCACAAUCAAAGUAACUAAAGUAAAUAACUUUUUGUUUAUAGUUUUAUAGAGUACAGUUUGACAUGACUGCUCUUAUAAUAUGCUUCUGUAAUAUUCAAAAUGUUAAAUUAUACUAUCACUUGAAAUUUGGUUUAUUAACUUCAGUGCACAAAUUUAAAUAAAUUUGUAACCAUGUUAUUAAGGUUUUCAUAAUUUUUUUUAAACUUUCCUUCUUUUUCUUUCCCUGCUUUCUUUUUAAUGAAAUGAUUUAAAUUUGGCAUUAAUUUGCUCUUGUUUGAGCAUAAGCGAAUGAUGAAUUGAAAUUUAAUGAGAACUGAAGAUAAACUUCCCCCUUUAUGUUAUAUAUAUGUGAUGUACCAGCUUUAGUCAUAGCUUAAAUUAUCAGACGAUAAGUUUUAAAAAAAAAAAAACAGGAUCCAUUUAUUAUUAUUCAGGAGAAAUAGCAGUUACAAAAUC
Molecule: messenger RNA, 2028 nt
Organism: Stegodyphus dumicola
Lineage: Eukaryota; Metazoa; Arthropoda; Arachnida; Araneae; Eresidae
Gene: Crag
Product: DENN domain-containing protein Crag
Biological process (GO): regulation of Rab protein signal transduction
Cellular component (GO): cytoplasmic vesicle
Molecular function (GO): protein binding
Source: RefSeq, a predicted model, not a curated record